Medicago truncatula (barrel medic) is the source of this 690-nucleotide messenger RNA. Its product is annotated as pre-mRNA-processing-splicing factor 8A-like. Lineage: Eukaryota; Viridiplantae; Streptophyta; Magnoliopsida; Fabales; Fabaceae. Gene Ontology annotation, biological process: spliceosomal tri-snRNP complex assembly; mRNA splicing, via spliceosome. The record is from RefSeq and is a predicted model, not a curated record. Bases 1 to 690 code for a protein of 229 amino acids. The transcript is spliced from 2 exons. Gene Ontology annotation, cellular component: catalytic step 2 spliceosome; U5 snRNP. Gene Ontology annotation, molecular function: U2 snRNA binding; U5 snRNA binding; pre-mRNA intronic binding.
AUGACCUAUGAGAUGAAUAGGCGCUUGACCCUUGAGGAUUUGGAAGACUCAUGGGACCAAGGGAUUCCACGUAUUAACACUUUGUUUCAGAAGGAUAGACACACUUUGGCUUAUGAUAAAGGAUGGAGGGUACGUUUAGACUUCAAGCAGUAUCAAGUUUUAAAACAAAAUCCCUUCUGGUGGACACACCAGAGGCACGAUGGGAAGUUGUGGAACUUGAAUAAUUACCGAACUGAUGUUAUUCAAGCUCUUGGAGGAAUUGAAGGAAUUCUUGAACACACUUUAUUCAAAGGAACAUAUUUUCCAACUUGGGAAGGUCUCUUCUGGGAAAAAGCAUCAGGUUUUGAGGAAUCUAUGAAGUAUAAGAAGCUCACCAAUGCACAAAGAUCUGGUCUCAACCAGAUACUCAACUGUAGAUUUACGCUUUGGUGGUCACCAACCAUUAACCGAGCCAAUGUUUAUGUUGGUUUCCAGGUGCAGCUAGAUCUGACCGGUAUUUUCAUGCAUGGGAAAAUUCCAACUUUGAAGAUAUCUCUUAUUCAGCUAUUCAGAGCUCACUUGUGGCAGAAGAUCCAUGAGAGUGUUGUCAUGGAUCUUUGUCAGGUACUGGAUCCGUUAGAAGAAGCCUUUCGCCCAUGGUUCAGAUUUAUUCAGACUGGUUUCAAUGGUUUAGUUGUGCAGUAUCUGUGA